UUUUUUUUUCCCAUCUUGUUCAGCAGAUAAAAAAAAAAAUUCUACCUUUCUUGCUCCAUCCAUGGCCGGCGUAAUCGCGACGACCUGCAACAGCUCGCCUUCUCCAUCUGCCCCUUCCGUUCCUCCGAACUCAUCCCCUUCCCUGGCGAAACCUCCUGGUCCGCAGCGCACGAUUUGGAUAAAACCCUCCUCCCGCUCUCCGAAGAAGCGGCUGCAGCACCAGUACGGGAAGAAUGGAUCCCGGUGGGACGAGCGUAAGCUGGUGGGGUUCGUGGACUACGACAAGGGCGAGCGCCGCAUCGCCGUCGAGGUCGCCGGGGCGCGCAAAGACGAUAUCCCCGCAAGGUACAGGCUUCGCGUCGAGGGCAGCCGCUGGCAGAAGGAUUGGAAGCUCUCCGAGGUCAUCGACCAAGUGAUGGAGCUCAACCACUGGGAGGACAUCGAUGGCGUACUCAACCGCUGGGCCGGCCGCUUCGCUAGGAAAAAUUUCCCUCUUCUUAUUCGGGAAAUAUCUAGUACUGGUUCACUUGUUCAUGCUGUUCACGUGUUCCGCUGGAUGAAGAAUCAGAAAAAUUAUUGUCCUCAAAAUGACAUCUACAAUUUGCUUAUACGUUUACAUGCCAGACAUAAUCUAACGGAUGAGGCAAGAGGUUUAUUUUUUGAGAUGCAAAAAUGGAGGUGCAAACCUGAUACUGAAACUUAUAAUGCAGUCAUCAAUGCUCAUGGUCGAGUUGGACAGUGGCGUUGGGCUAUUAAUAUCAUGGAAGAUAUGCUUCGGGCUGCUAUACCUCCAAGCAGAAGUACAUACAAUAAUUUGAUUAAUGCUUGUGGAUCCGGUGGCCACUGGAAGGAAGCUCUUGAAAUUUGCAAGAAAAUGACAGAGAAUGGUGUUGGUCCUGAUUUGGUGACUCACAACAUUGUUUUAUCGGCCUUCAAAAAAGGGGCUCAAUAUUCAAAAGCUCUGGCUUAUUUUGAUCUGAUGAAAGAAACAAAUAUUUGCCCUGACACCGUCACUCUUAAUAUAGUUAUACAUUGCCUUGUAAAGCUUGGACAAUUUGGAAAAGCAGUGGCUGUUUUUAACUCAAUGAAACACAAAGGUGCAAAAUGUCAACCGGAUAUAGUUACUUUUACCUGCAUCAUUCAUGCAUAUUCAUUAUGUGGACAAAUUGAUAAUUCCAAGAUGGUGUUUGAUAUGAUUCUUGCUGAAGGAAUAAAACCAAAUAUUGUCUCUUAUAAUGCACUUCUUGGUGCCUAUGCUUCGAAUGGGAUGCACGAACAGGCAUUAGGCAUUUUUCAGUUGCUUAAACAAGAUGGAUUAAAACCUGAUGUCAUAUCAUAUACUUCGUUACUCAGUGCUUAUGGUAGGUCGGGACAACCUGAGAAAGCUAGAGAAGUGUUUGAAGCAAUGAAGAAAAAUUCGCUGAAGCCAAAUAUUGUUAGCUACAAUGCAUUGAUUGAUGCAUAUGGAUCUUCAGGCUUGCUGGGUGAAGCUGUAGAAGUGCUACAUGCCUUGGAAAAGGAUGGUGUUCAAGCUGAUAUUGUCUCAAUAAGCACACUUUUAGCAGCUUGUGGCAGAUCUGAGCAGCUUGUAAACAUUGACUCGGUACUAUCAGCAGCUAGGUCACGAGGUAUUAAGUUAAAUACAGUGGCAUACAACUCGGCAAUUGGUGGCUAUAUUAGUAUCAAGGAAUAUGAUAAAGCUGUAUCUUUGUAUAGGACAAUGAGAGACAAUGAUGUAAAACCUGAUUCUGUUACAUUCAAUGUACUAAUUAAUGGAUCUUGCAAGUUGGGAAAAUAUGCAGAAUCCACAGAGUUUUUCAAUGAGAUGAUGGACCUUAAAAUUCCAUUUUCCAAAGAGGUCUAUUCAUCUCUGAUCCAUUCAUACAGCAAACAGGGUGAACUGACAAAGGCUGAAUCUAUUUUUAAUAUGAUGAAGCAAUCUGGUUGCUUCCCUGAUGUUAUAACAUACACUUCCAUCAUUCAUGCACAUUCUAAUGCAGGAAACUGGGAAAAGGCCUGGGCGUUGUUUGUGGACAUGGAAGAAAAUGACAUCCAGCCAGAUCCUAUUCUAUGUUCUUCCAUGAUGAAAGCACUGAACAUGGGAUGCCAACCAGAGAAGGUUCUUCAGUUGGCAGAGAUGAUGAAAGAAAAACACAUCUUGUUGAACUCUAGUGCCUGCUUUGCAGUCAUUUAUGCUUGCAGCAUGCUAAGAGACUGGAAAGCAGCAACUGUAGCAAUUGAACAUAUGGAGGCCUCAUUCUCAUCGAUCUCAGUUGGCCUUCUAAAUCAGCUGCUGCAUUUCAUUGGAAAGAGUGGAAAAAUAGAGCUUAUGAUGAAGGUUUAUUACAAGAUACAAUCCUCACAUUCAAAUGUUAGCAUGACAACACACUCAAUUUUGUUGAGAAAUCUCUUGGCAACUGGAAGAUGGAGAAUGUAUGUUGAGGUUCUGCAGUGGAUGGAUGAUGCAGGAGUUCAACCAACACGUAACAUGUAUCAAAGUGUUCUUCCAUAUGCUUGGAAGGAAAAUAGCAAAGAACACGUGGAUCUCAUUCAAAAGAAAAUAUGUGAUAUAGGAGACAAGUUAUCAAAGUCAAUGGUUUGAUCUUCCAUUUUGAGCCAGCAUUUGGAUCACUCGCCAAAAUGAAACUAUCUGUAUGUGGCGCGGUCGUGUCAACUGUGGUGCCAUUCGGCACGAAGAAAGUAAAAGGAGGACAAGGAAGAAGAGGGCGCAACUGCCGUGCACUAGUGGCACGAAGAGUGGGUGAAGAGAAAUCUAUUUGAAAGUUCGUUGGAGCCAUCACUGUCCCAAAGGCCACUUCUAUGCCAACAUCUCGGUGGAGGGAGGAGCAGAAUGCUUCGUCUCGCCAGAUGUGGUGAGACCUCGGAUAAUUUAAAUCUCUGGUCCAAUCGAUAUGUAAAAGGGCGUUCUUUAUUAUUAUUUUUAUCAAAAAUAUUUUUUAAAAAUUCUUAAAAUAAUAAUUUAUUGUAUUUUUUAUUUGUAUUUUAACGUUAUUAUAAGUGCUAUAUAAGUGUUAUAAGUACUAUUAGGUUCAACCGGUAAACCUAAUAGUCUUUAUAAGUGCUAUAAUAGCACUUAUAAUUAUUAUUCAAAA
Messenger RNA from Zingiber officinale, 3113 nucleotides. Its product is annotated as pentatricopeptide repeat-containing protein At2g41720-like. The record is from RefSeq and is a predicted model, not a curated record. Gene Ontology annotation, molecular function: protein binding. The transcript is spliced from 10 exons. The coding region runs from base 62 to 2602 and encodes 846 amino acids. NCBI's taxonomy places the organism in Eukaryota, Viridiplantae, Streptophyta, Magnoliopsida, Zingiberales, Zingiberaceae.